Aspergillus nidulans FGSC A4 is the source of this 762-nucleotide messenger RNA. Its product is annotated as protein lamB. Lineage: Eukaryota; Fungi; Ascomycota; Eurotiomycetes; Eurotiales; Aspergillaceae. The record is from RefSeq and is a predicted model, not a curated record. Bases 1 to 762 code for a protein of 253 amino acids. The transcript has 2 exons. Gene Ontology annotation, biological process: carbohydrate metabolic process.
AUGGCUCCAAUCAAGAAAAAAGCUCUAAUCAACUGCGACAUGGGAGAAGCGUACGGGAACUGGACUUGUGGGCCGGAUCUAGAGCUUCUCCCGUUAAUUGACAUAGCCAACAUCGCGUGUGGUUUCCACGCUGGCGAUCCUUUGAUCAUGAUGGAAACAGUACGGAACUGUAAAGCCCACAAUAUUUUGGUGGGUGCCCAUCCCGGCUUACCGGACAUCCAAGGGUUCGGACGGCGCGAAAUGAAGCUAUCCCCGGAAGAGCUCACUGCGAUCACUAUCUACCAAGUGGGAGCUCUCCAAGGCUUCCUGGAUCGCGAAGGGGUGCGCCUGAACCAUGUUAAGCCUCAUGGUGUCCUUUAUGGUAUGAUGUGCAGGGAUUAUGAGGUGGCAAAGGCCGUCAUGCUGGGGAUUCCCAAGGGGAUCCCUGUGUUCGGCUUACCAGGGACCAACAUGGAAAAGGCUGCCAAUGAUCUGGGAAUUGAAUUUCGAGCUGAGUUCUAUGGUGAUGUCAAGUACGACUCUAACGGAAUGCUUGUCAUUGACCGCAAGAAGAAGCCAUGGGACCCUGCGGAUGUGGAGAAGCAUGUCCGGCAACAGCUUGAGGAUCAGUCUGUCACGAGCGUUGAUGGAGUUGUCGUGCCGCUGCCGAUUAAAGAUUAUGAUGUGUCCAUUUGUUGUCAUUCCGAUUCGCCUGGCUGUCUUGAAAUCAUCAAGACAACGAAGAAAGUGGUGGACGAAUUCAAUAAGAAGUAUGGAUUUUGA